This is a messenger RNA of Neolamprologus brichardi, 3244 nucleotides long. It is a transcript of the gene ezrb, whose product is annotated as ezrin b. Gene Ontology annotation, cellular component: cytoskeleton. NCBI's taxonomy places the organism in Eukaryota, Metazoa, Chordata, Actinopteri, Cichliformes, Cichlidae. The record is from RefSeq and is a predicted model, not a curated record. Gene Ontology annotation, molecular function: actin binding.
ACUGUAGUCCGCAGGAGUGUCGCGCUAUCCUCAGUCGGGUUUAAGUAGCACAGAAGUGGCCGAAACUCGUUUCUCUUCUUUCUCUCUUUUCAGGAAGGCGCAGUGAAAGCCGCAGUCGCUCGGAGUACAGGUCUCUCCUUUUUUAUUUGACAGUUCCUCGCUCGAAGCCGGGAAAAGGACAGAAAAAUGCCCAAAGCGGUCAAUGUUCGCGUCACCACCAUGGACGCUGAGCUGGAAUUUGCCAUCCAGCCCAGCACCACCGGCAAGCAGCUGUUUGACCAGGUGGUAAAAACCAUUGGCUUGCGUGAAAUUUGGUACUUCGGGCUUCAGUAUGUGGACGGCAAAGGUUACAGCACUUGGCUAAAACUGGACAAAAAGGUGUCAUCUCAGGAUGUGAAGAAGGAGAACCCCCUGCAGUUCAAGUUUCGUGGCAAGUUCUUCCCUGAGGACGUUUCUGAGGAGCUGAUCCAGGAGAUCACCCAGAAGCUCUUCUUUCUGCAGGUGAAGGAGAGCAUCCUGAGCGACGAGGUCUACUGCCCACCAGAGACAGCCGUGCUGCUGGCCUCCUACUCUGUUCAGGCCAAGUUUGGAGACUACGAUAAGGAUCUCCACCGGCCUGGGUACCUGGUGUCUGAGCGCCUACUGCCACACAGAGUCAUGGAACAGCACAAGUUAUCCAAAGAUCAGUGGGAGGAGAGGAUCCAGGUGUGGCACGAGGAGCACCAUGGGAUGCUGAAGGAGGAUGCUAUGCUGGAGUACCUGAAGAUCGCCCAGGACCUUGAAAUGUACGGAGUCAACUACUUCGACAUCAAGAAUAAGAAGGGAACAGAGCUGCGUCUGGGAGUGGACGCCUUGGGACUCAAUAUUUAUGAGAAGGAUGACAAACUGACCCCUAAGAUUGGCUUCCCCUGGAGUGAAAUCAGAAACAUUUCUUUCAAUGAUAAGAAAUUCAUCAUCAAGCCUAUUGACAAGAAAUCUCCGGACUUUGUGUUUUACGCCCCGAGAUUGCGCAUAAACAAGCGCAUCCUGCACCUGUGCAUGGGCAACCACGAGCUGUACAUGCGUCGCCGUAAACCCGACACAAUUGAGGUGCAGCAGAUGAAGGCCCAGGCCAAAGAGGAGAAACACCAGAAGCAGAUGGAGAGAGCCCAGCUGGAGAAUGAGAAGAAGAAGAGAGAGGCCAUUGAGAAAGAGAAGGAGCAGAUGGAGCAAGAGAAGCAGGACCUGAUGAUGAGGCUCUACCAGUUUGAGGAGAAGACCAAGAAGGCAGAGAAAGAUUUGCAAGACCAGCUGCAGAGAGCCAUGAUGCUGGAGCAGGAGCGCAGGAGAGCAGAGGAGGAGGCAGCUCGUCUGGAGGCAGAGCGUCAGGCUGCCCUGCUGGCUAAAGAGGAGCUGGCCCGCCACUCUGAGCAACAGAAGAAGAGUCAGGAGCAGCUGGCUGCUGAGCUGGCAGAGCACACAGCAAAGAUCAGCCUACUCGAGGAGGCUAAGAAACGCAAAGAGGAGGAGGCCAACUCAUGGCAGCUCAGGGCCCGUGAGGCCCAGGACGAUCUGAUUAAAACCAAGGAGGAGCUGCACAAUGUGAUGACGACGCCUCUGCCGCCACCACCUCCUCCCAUGUACGACCACCUCAUGGACGACAACAGUGACGACAAUGCCAGCAUGCACAGCGCUGACCUGCACGUGGAAGGCAUCAACGACCACCGCAAAGAGGAGGACCGCCUGACUGAGGCCGAGAAGAACGAGCGCGUCCAGAAACAGCUGAAGGCCCUGACCUCAGAGCUGGCUCAGGCACGUGAUGAAUCCAAGAAUACCGCCAACGACCUCCUCCACAGUGAGAACGUGCGGGCUGGCCGAGACAAAUACAAGACUCUGCGACAGAUCAGGCAGGGCAACACCAAGCAGAGGAUCGAUGAGUUCGAAGCCUUAUAAGGAGCCCUCGGAAAACGUACCCUUUCUGAAUGGUCACUACAUAUCUCACUCUUCGACUGCCAGAUCAACACACAACCAAACCCGGACAUGUUUAACACAUUGCUGCAGACUGAAUUGAAGCAGUAUAAGCAGAGCAGAAGCAUCACUACAGAGAGAAAGAAACUCCUGCUGUCAUGAGUGCCCUGCUGGAUGCAGGGCUUUGCAAACCCUCUGAAGAAAUAUUAGUGCCAAAAACUUUCCCUUUUGUCUCUACUUAGUGUUUCAUUUCCCGUUUGUGUAUUUAAUUGUGUAAUUUGAGCAAUUCAGACCAAAAAUAGUCAUCUGUUUUUAGAGGUGGGAUGAAGUGGGGGAUUAGCCAAAUUAUUUUAGUAUUUUAUGAUGCGUACAGAGAGAAUAUAGUGCAAGCUUUGCUUAUUUUUGAUGGAGGACCGUUUGUUGUUCAUGGCGACCACUCAGAAAGGGGGAACGAGCAGAAAAAUAGUUUUUAUUUUCCAUCAUAUUUGAACACUUCCAUUUAUGUUUAAUAUUGCUAUUCUGUAGGUUAAAAAAAUUAAUGCCUAGUUGGAUAUUUAUACUGUAUAUGGGACAUUUAAAAAGGGUAUUUCAUUUUGGUUUGUAUAUUUUUGCUAUCUUCUGAUAACAAAACAUUCAAUAUGUUUUAAAGAUUUUAUAUAUUGACCAAACAAUAACGGUCUUAUGUUCCAUAUGUUUUCCUUUAGAUCAAUAAAUUAAAGAAAUAUUGAUUGUAAAUUAUUAUUUUUUACCGUAGGAAAUAUAUUCAGCUGCAUGCUAUUAAAAUCACGUCAGAAGAUCUCUAGCUAUCUAGGUACUUUUAUCAUUAUCAUUAUUAUUAUUAAUAACAUUAUUAUUAUAGUUUUAUUGCCAUGCAGUUCACAGAACAGCGAUGCAUCUUUUUCUUGAGAGCAGGUUUAAUAUUUCUGUUUCUGUCUGUUCUGUGUCAUGUCGCUGCAGAGUGAGAAAUGAACAUUUUUACACUCUAAAGUGGCCUUUGGUCGCCCUUCUGCAGGGGUCAGUCCCAGACAGCCGCUCGACACUUCUCAGCCAAGGUGCUUAGUCACCCAGAAAACAACAACAAAAAGAUGCAAUUCGGAAAACCUUUGGGGUUUUUUUUUGUUUGUGUUACAUCUCCAGAGUUUCAUGGACUGACCCAGAUUGAAUAAAACCAAGUCUCAUGUUCUCCUCUCUGGACAUUUAUUAGUAUUUACUGACUCAGAGCUCUGCUGGACUUUGUAUAUGAACAGGAUUUUAUAUUGAGGUGUUUAAGAAUUUGGCAAUUAAAAAAAAAUGAUUA